Aplysia californica (California sea hare) is the source of this 6321-nucleotide messenger RNA. RefSeq names its product multidrug resistance-associated protein 1. The record is from RefSeq and is a predicted model, not a curated record. Gene Ontology annotation, biological process: transmembrane transport. Gene Ontology annotation, molecular function: ATP binding; ATP hydrolysis activity; ABC-type transporter activity. Lineage: Eukaryota; Metazoa; Mollusca; Gastropoda; Aplysiida; Aplysiidae. Gene Ontology annotation, cellular component: membrane.
GAAAGCAAGGCAAAUAAAUAAGCUUUUAGAUAAUACCAAUAACUCCACCUGCUCAAAAAUUGACGAGUGCCUGAUUUCAACGUGUCGUGACACAUUUUAUAAUUUAACAUCUCUACUUUUCCAUUUGAAUUUGACUUGAAAUUUCAAGAUAAUUUAUCUCCCCUUCUUUAAUACAAUCUUGUUUCUUGUCCAUGUUAGUACUUACUGCAACUAAAGCUAAAGGUGAGAAGGAUUGGAAUGAUGCAUUGAUCCACCCAAGAGUUGCAUUAACUUCAUUAAGGGGAGGUGGCUAAUGAAAAUGCCAAAACUCAGUUCCAACCAUUUUGUAGCCACUUUGUAUGCAUCAAUGGAUACAUAUACACUUUAAAAAAGAGGUUUUGUGAAAUAAAAAAUAUCAUACGUUUUCCAAAUUUUACCCUCACUUUGACCAAUAUUCAGAAAUCCAUUAGUAUUAUUAGGCAAUGCUGAAACGCAAAAAUGCCAAAUAACUCUAAACAGAAUCAAUAUUCAGGGAAAGUGCUCUUGUAAGGAGGAGGGCACUUAUCUUGGGAAUAAUGUGUGAAAAUUUCAAUGAAAUCUGACUGUUAGUUAUUGAGAUACACUUUCUAUAAAGUUACCAGUUAGCCGAAAAUGCAAUUUCGAGAAAAACGCAAAGUUUUCGAAACAUUGUGCAAUCACAAACAUCUCGGUUUUCACUAAAACUAACAUUAUUCAGCAACAUACACCAUGUUGACACAGCACAGGCUAUUUAAAAAGCUUAUUUGACAAGUUUUUACAUCAAUUCUAUGCCCCCCCCCCCCCCCCCAAACUGUCCUCUCACAAUUGAAUCUCCGCCCCAAGAAUGUAAAUUCUCAUUUGUCUUUCAGUUUCUGUUCUUAAAUGGGAGAAGAAGCAAAAAUAUCUAUGUAAGGUAAUAGGACAUUCAAGGGCUUGUGUGAAAAUUUCAACCAACUCUGACUGUAACUUUCUGAGAUCUAAUCAAAAUAGUGCAGCAGAUUUGGCAGAAAAGUCAUCAUUCCGAGAAAAACGCGAAUAAAGAUUUUGCAUGCUGACAUGCCUGUCUAAAUUUAUAUAUGUUAAUGUUGCCAUACUGAAUUAUUUAGGUAAAUUGAGUUUGUUGUUAGUCUUUUCCACAUUAAGAAAUCUUUAAGCAGCUUUGAAAUACGUAGUGGCUACGUUCACGGCUCCCUACUUCCUAAGCCUAGAAAAUAUUCUGUACCAAAGCCUAGCCUGAAAUUUGGAUUAUAAUUCUACAUCAUUACAAAGCGGGCGGCGUUGAGGAAACAGCUUUAUCAGUACCUUUGCCAGCCUGACGAUUACCUUCACUGGAGAAGUUCUCGAAAACUCUACCCACGGACUGGCGCCGCGAUGGCGACAGACAAUGAUGAGUUCUGCGGGGGAUCUCCGUUCUGGAACGAGAGUCUCCUAAUGGACGGGUCAUACCCUCAGUUCACGGAAUGUUUCAUGACCACAGCCUUAGUGUGGGGCCCCUGUGGCCUCUUGUGGCUCGCUCUCCCAGGCUACUGGUUUUAUAUCACCAACCUGGCUGCCAGGAGCCCUAUCCCUCUGAACAAACUCAGUAUCACCAAAACAUACGAGUCUGACAGUCUGGAGUUCUCCAUGCACUGCCUUCUGUUUGGGGCACUCACCAUUCAGCUCCUGGUCUUCUCUUUCGCGGAUAAACGGGAACGUCACGGAUACCUGGAGAUGUCACAGCGUGCAUCAUUGGAGUUGACUGCGUCCUUCCCCAGUAUUUUGACCAACUGGUGGGUCAAUGGAACUAUUCAGUCAGGGUUCAAAAAAGCGUUGACGGAGGAUGAUAUCAACGAUCUUCACCCCGACGAUGUUUGUGAGGUGCAGGUUCCCAGAUUUGCCAAGGCCUGGCAAGCAGAAGUGAAUCGAGUCAACGCAUAUAACGAAAAAUACCUGGCGGAGAAUCCUGAAGCUCGUUCACUUUACUCAUCAAUGGACCACCGUGUCAGCUUACAGAACAGGGACAGAAAGGAAAAAAUGCUGCACAGGAGGAGACCUUUUGAACCAAAUGAGAAGACCAAACUGCUUAAAGGACAGGCGAAGAAAGAAGAAAAAGACAAGACAGAAAAUAAAUCUCCUCUUAAAGAAGCUAAUGUGAUCAGGGCAUUAUUUAUGACCUAUGGGUUUGAACUCGUGUCACUUCAGAUUUUGAAGACAUGCUUCGAUUUGAUUGCUUUUGUGGGGCCAAAAAUAACGGAAGCUAUUCUGGACUUUAUCGAUCGACCUAAGGGUGAUCAUGAGAUGUGGAAAGGUUAUGUGUUGGGUAUGUCCUACUUUGUGGUCAACACUUUCAGCUCCCUCAUGAGCAAUCAGAUCCUUCUCCGGAAUAAACGUCUGGGCAUGCACAUGAAGAGUGCUCUGGUGGCUGCCAUCUAUAAGAAGUCACUUACAAUGACCAAUGAAGCAAAGAAAGAAACAACGCUGGGAGAGAUCGUCAACCUGAUGUCCAUAGACUGCCAACGUGUGGAGAGCAUACUUAACUUUCUCUACAUCCUUUUCUCAACACCUUUCCAAAUUGCCAUAGCCCUGUACAUGCUGUUUGAUCAGAUCGGUGUGGCUGUGUUUGCUGGAGUUGGCGUGAUUGUGCUCCUCAUGCCACUUAACACAUUUGUGGGAGUGUUCCUGAGGCAGUAUAAUCGGGAGGUGAUGAAGGUCAAGGAUAAACGUAUCCGUCUCAUGAAUGAGGUCCUUAAUGGUAUGAAGGUUUUGAAGCUGUACGCUUGGGAAGACGCCUUUCAAGACAAAGUGGGCAUACUCAGAAGUAAUGAAAUCAAGAUCAUUCUCAAGACGACACUGUUCAUGGCAUCGUUGUCUCUAAUUUUCCAGACUGUUCCAUACUUUGUUCAAGUCGCAUCUUUCGGUGUUUUCCUCAUCACUGAUGACUAUUUGGACCCGUCCAAGGCUUUUGUUUCUAUCUCUUUGUUUGGCCAGCUCAUGAGUUCACUCAAUAUGAUGCCUUUUGUCCUACCGCUCAUCAUACAGGUGAUGGUGUCCAUCAACAGAAUUAGAAAUUUCCUUCGUCAGCCAGACAUUGACCCUGAUGUGCAAAUCAAAGACAGCAAAGCAGAAAAUGCUGUCAAAGUGGAGAAAGGUACUUUCACAUGGGACAAAGAUUUGGCAGUACCCACCUUGCGCAACAUCAGUCUGGAGGUGAAGCCCGGCAGUCUGGUGGCUGUGGUAGGCUCUGUUGGAUCAGGCAAAUCCUCUCUGCUCUCUGCAAUCAUGGGAGAGAUGAACAAAGUCUCUGGCUCAGUGACUGUCAAGAGCAGCAUGGCCUACGUUCCUCAAGAAGCCUGGAUCCAGAAUGCGACUCUCAGAGACAACAUUCUCUUCACCUCUGACUACAAACCUGCACUUUAUGACAAGGUGGUAGAAGCAUGUGCCCUCAAGUCAGAUCUGGAAAUUCUGCCCGGAGGGGACCAGACUGAGAUUGGAGAGAAGGGCAUCAACAUCUCUGGCGGCCAGAAGCAGCGUGUGUCGUUAGCGCGUGCUGUGUACAGUCGUGCAGAUAUCUACCUGCUGGACGACCCGCUCAGCGCAGUGGACAGUCACGUGGGAAAACACAUCUUUCACAAAGUCAUCGGCCGACAGGGAGUGCUUAGAGACAAGACGCGUAUACUGGUGACUCAUGGCGUCCACUGGCUGCCCAUGGUGGAUAAAAUCGUGGUUCUCCGGGACGGCGAGGUGACAGAGGUGGGUAGUUACGAGGAGCUGGUCUCUCACGACGGAGACUUUGCCCAGUUCCUGAAGGAGUUCUUUGUCACUAAUGAGAGCUCGGAGGAUGAGGCGGAGGAGAACGGGGAUCCUGAGAUUGCUGAGAUGAAGAAACAAGUAUUACAACGUCUAGAGUCAGUGACUGGUGGAGUGACUUCUGGCGAGGAAAGUAGCAAACUGAGCCAUUCUCUUCAUCGUCGUGUGUCCUUGAGUCGUUCCAUCAGCCACAAAGGCAAAGCCAGGAGAGAAAGCAAGGCUGCUCCAACAGAGAAAAAGAUGGGCUUGAAGCCACCAAGGGUUGGUCAGAAACUGAUUGAAGAGGAGCGAGCGGAAACUGGAACGGUGGGGAGAAAAGUCUACUGGAAGUACAUUAAAGCCAUCGGACCCCUAUCGUUCUCUUUAAGCCUAGUCCUCUACGCAUGCUAUAUGGGAGUCACAGUGUACAGCAGCAUUUGGUUGAGCAUGUGGACGGAUGACCAAUAUCUGGCUAACACAUCUCUUAUAGGCACAGAAGAAUACACAGACAGGACAAAUCUUUACAUUGGCUUGUAUGCAGGGCUGGGAGUUUUGCAAGGGUUAUUCUCAUACACAUUUGCGGCUUCAGCCUUGUGGCGACUAGUCUCUGCCUCUGGAACGUUACACAAUGUGAUGCUCUCACAUGUUCUGCAGGCUCCAAUGUCUUUCUUUGAUACCACGCCAAUAGGCCGCAUCAUCAACCGCUUCUCACGAGAUGUUGACGUGCUGGAUUCAACGCUGCCCAAUACAUUACGUCAGUUCAUUCGGAGUGGUGGGAUGGUGUUGAUUGCCAUAAUCAACAUAGCUUAUAGUACACCCAUUGUGCUCAGUGUCAUCGUCCCUGUUGUCAUACUUUACGCUCUGAUACAGCGGGUGUAUAUGCCCGCCUCGCGCCAGAUUCGCCGCAUCGACUCCACCACCCGUUCUCCUAUCUACGUCCACUUCUCUGAGACUCUCAGUGGUGCAGCCAGCAUCCGUGCGUAUGGUGCACAGCAGAGGUUUAUGGACCACUCAGAGACUUUGGUGGACUACAACUUCAAGUUUUACUUUGCCAGUAUUGCCACUGCCAACUGGCUCCAGGUGCGUCUCGAGUUCCUGGGUAAUCUGGUCAUCCUGGCGGCCGCCAUAUUUGCUGUGUCUGACAGUAGUCUCUCCGCCGGCCUGGCUGGACUGUCAGUCUCGUAUGCCACACAGGUGACUUCUUCUCUCAGUUUCCUCAUCCAAGUUGCAACUCAAGCGGAAACCAAUAUUGUGUCUGUAGAGAGGAUUGUUGAGUACACAGAGACAAACACUGAGGCAGCGUGGUACAACCCAGACAACCGGCCCGCCCCGGAGUGGCCAGAGGAAGGAAACCUUGAGUUUGAUGACUUACAGAUCCGCUACCGCCCGGGGCUGGAACUGGUUCUCAAGGGUGUCUCUUGUCAGCUCAAGCCAGGAGAAAAAGUUGGGAUUGUGGGUCGGACUGGGGCAGGCAAGUCCUCUCUGACUGUGGCUCUGUUCCGACUGGUGGAGGCUGCAGCUGGCAAAAUUGUUCUUGACAGCCACAAUAUUGCUGGGCUAGGCUUGCAUGACCUCCGCUCUCGCAUCACCAUCCUACCUCAGGACCCUGUGAUUUUCUCUGGGACAAUCCGCAUGAACCUUGACCCCUCAGAGCUGCACAUGGACUCGGAAGUGUGGGAGGCUCUGGAGCAUGCGCAUCUCAAGGACUUUGUGAAUGGUCUGGCGGGACAACUGGACUAUAACUGUGGGGAGGGAGGACAGAACCUCAGCAUGGGUCAGCGACAGUUACUGUGCCUGGCCCGGACGUUGUUACGUCGUUCUCGAGUCCUUGUCCUGGACGAGGCUACAGCUGCCGUGGACAUGGAGACGGACGAGCUCAUCCAGAGAACUAUACGGGAGGAGUUCAAUCACAGCACCGUGCUCACCAUAGCGCACAGGCUAAACACCAUCAUGGAUUAUGACAGAGUGAUUGUCAUGGACAAAGGUUUGAUCAAGGAGAUGGACUCUCCCAACGCUCUGCUCUCCAACACAGACUCUGUGUUCUACUCCAUGGCCAAAGAUGCCAAUCUCGUGUGAGAGAACGCUGGGAUCUUUACAAGUUAUUUUAAUCUCUGUGAAGAUAAUUUUAUACAAGAUUUUCUGGCCUAAUUAAUUUAUUGACCUGAAUUUGACACUCUGAAUUUAUCCAUAUGAAGACCUCAUUAAUUUGUAUAUGUUUUCCUCAUAUUUUGUCAGCAUGUGGAAUUACGGAACGAAACUUCAUUCAAGGAGUACAUUUUUAUUUAUUUCAAGGAAAAUCUACAGUAGAAGUGAAUUACAUGUUCAAUGUCCGCACUUUUUAUCUUAUUUCUUUCAGCCAUUAUAGGUUAAUGGAAGAUCAAGCUGUUUUAUGUAAAAUGUUUGUAAGAAUUGGAAAUCUGUUGUUUGUCUUAAGUUGACUUGGACCUCCAGGCUUGACUUGAAAGUGUUUGUCAAACUACAAGUGGUAUAAAUAGUUACCGAUUGUUUAUGAUAUUUUUGAAGAACAAGGAGCUGAAUAAAAUGUACUUUACUAUUCAA